AUGGGUUUUUUAUACAAUCUCCUCCUCAUUUUUGUUGGGGUGAUCUUGUACCAUGUCUUCAAACGGAACCCUCGACCAAUCUUUGGUGUCUACCAGAGGCCAGGGAAGUGGUUCUAUGUGAAAGUCCUUCUCUUCCGUUUCCUCCUAUGGCUACGAAAGAACCGUAACAAGAAGGAAUGUGGAGAUGCUGUUGGCUAUGGAGUGAAGUCUAAAUCCAGUCCAGAGCUGAUGGAUUGCCUACAACCACUCUCUAAUCACCCCAAGGCCAUCGAUGCCGUGUAUUUCAGCUCGGCCAAUGAAGAGGGCUACUAUAUGGUGGGAGCUGCAGCUAGGCGUCCAAAGGGUGUCAUCAAUGGAUUUCUCUAUCUCAGGAUUCCAGGCUUGGGGCUGCUGGAGAGCCCAAAACUUCCUGAUACAACCCUGCACAUCAACACAGAGGCAGGGGAUGAGAAAGACCAAUAUGGUGCUGAGGGACUUCUUUUCACUUCCAUUGAACCUAUGAAGCGCUGGGGAAUCCGUUAUCAAGGACCCAUGAAGCUUGGUGGGAAGGAAGUGGAGGUGGACUUGAAGGGAGAGUGGAGCAGCAAGCUGACUUAUUUUGACUUUGACACAGACAUGAGUCCCGGGGCAUUGUCUCGGUCCAUGGCCAGGGAACCUUGGUCUCGGGAAUACUUCCAACGACUUAAAGAGGCACACCAAACCCACUAUGAACAAAUAGGACGAAUUGAGGGGACUGUUCUUGUCAGUGGCAAGGAGUACACAUUGCAUCUGGACUCAAUGAGGGAUCAUAGUUAUGCUGAGAAACGGGAGUGGUCCUAUUUGCAUCGCUAUGGCUUUCACACAUUUUAUCUUGAAGAUGGGACAAAGGGCAACGUGGGGAUUGUCUCUCAACCUGUCACCUGUUCUGUACUGGAGUUGGGCUAUAUUUACACCCGUGAAGGAAAGUUGGUACCGGUGGAUUCUGUCGACUUACCUCUAUGGCAACAUGGAGAAGGUGGGACUCCUCCUAAUGAUUACGCCUUCAUCUUCUUUGCAGGAGGGAUGAGGUAUGAGAUGCAAGUGAAGGUGAUCGAAGCCCCAGAAUUCUUCAUUGCGGCAGAGAGGGAAGCUCGAGUUGUGGAACGCAUGGCCACGUUCACCUGCAAUGGUCUCCAGGGGUGGGGGGUAGCAGAGUGGGAAUAUCGCAACAAGUCCAAAAAGGACCUGGUGUAAGACUGGAGAAGAGCUAGUGCCGUGCAUUGUGCUUAUAGUAUCAAAUUAGUGGGAGAAGCAAAUCCUGUGAUUUGACACCAUGAAAGCAAAGUGACAUUUUUUAUGGUCUCUUCUGCAGAGAACAGGUAUUUGUCACUUUCUCUGCUUUCUGUAAAUUUCAGUGCUGCAUGUAUUGAAUUUGUGGUGUUCAUCCAAUCCCAGAAAGUAUCAAUUUUAUCCAGAGAGCAGAUAUAAGGUUUCAUUCCUCGUUCUUAAGCAUAUGUCCCCUCCCCAAACAGGUUUGAGAUAGGUACAAGGUAGGGCCCUUUUCAUAGCAUAUAAGAAUUGGACAGUAUGAUCCCAUUAAGGGCUCACAGUAUCUGAUCCUUUCUGGGACUGGACAAAGUAUUCAUCCUUGGCUGGUCUCCAAUAACUUCCACCUUCAAAGUGACUGAAAAUUGCAUUUAUUGCAAAGUACAGGGAUAUUUUUUUCUGGAAAAAGAGGACUAAAAUAAGGGUAGGAUGGAAAGAGUAUGCAUGACUUUUGUCACUCAGGGAAAGAGAUGCAUCACCAUUGGUCAUCCAGCAUAUAUAAACCCACUUGGGUACAGAAUAAAAAAAAAGUUGCU
This is a messenger RNA of Darwinula stevensoni, 1820 nucleotides long. The record is from the annotation of a GenBank genome assembly. NCBI's taxonomy places the organism in Eukaryota, Metazoa, Arthropoda, Ostracoda, Podocopida, Darwinulidae.